AUGACAUCACCAGCAGAUAAAGCAAAUCAUUUAAAAGUUAAAACAGAACUUGUUAGAAGAACAUUUAAUUAUCCAGAAACAGAAAAUGUUAUUCAAGAUUACUCAUGUGCUUUAAAUAAAGUAACAUUAGGAAAAAUGUAUAUUACAGAAAACUUUUUAUCAUUUAUAGCUUCAAUUGGUAGUACAACUGAAACAAUACCAUUAAGAAAAAUUUUAGAGAUGAAAAAAGAUACAACAUUAUUUGUAAAUAAUGCAAUAACAUUUAAAACAGCAGAACAGUUAGUAUCAUUUGGUACAUUUUCACAUAGGGAUGAAGCAUUUACAUUGAUUUAUCAUCUUUGGAAAUGUCCACCAUUUAUAUAUAAUCCAAAUUCAGUUGAUAAAGAUUUAGAUGAAAAGAAUUUAUUUCGAGGUGCUGGACAACAGAAACAAAAACAACUUUCAUCUAGAGUGGAUACACAAUCGACAAAGUUGGCAUUGAAAUUGGCCACAGAGACAAAGGAGACGGGUAUAGCAACUUUGAACGAGUUGUCCUAUCAGGCAGAGGUGAUCGAUGGGAUAGAGGCAAAGAUGGACAACAUUCAUGCCAAUCUCGACAGAUCCGAUCGAUUGUUGAAAGGAAUUGAGAGUGUGGGGGGAGCCUUGUCCAACCAUUUCAGUAAAGAUACAACCAACGGACCAAGAAAGGAGUUUGCCCCCUUGGAUAGAUCGUUGCAGGUCAGACCAAGGGACGAACCUCCCAUUGAGAUCGACAUAUUGGAGAAAUUGGCAAACGAUAGUUUGAUACCAGGUUUCGUGCAAAUUCACAACGACAGAUUCAUCAUAUUGGAUGCCAAUAGGAAGCCCAGAACCGAGAUCAUCUCGACCUACACUUUCGACAGUGUCGAGUAUUUGGUGAUUCGUGCACGUCCUCAGCAUAUGGAUGUCAGAUUCUUUAAUAAUAAAUACCCACGUUUUAGAAUGGCAAGCAGUUACAUUCAAAACGUUGUCAAUGAGAUCGUUUUACGUUCAAAUGGAAAGUAUGGCAAAGCCCCACAAGUUAUCUUUGAACCUGGUAUCAAAGAGUUUAUCUAUGGCAACCCAACCAUUCGUUUCAUUCCCUCCUCUGGUAGAUCUCAACAAAGCUCCCUCUUCACUAGAGCUUCAACCUUAGGUACAAGUCAUUUCAUAAAAGAUGCCUCUGAUGAUAUUAAAGAUGCUCUAAUCGAACAAGAUAAAGAUUUAGAUGAAAUCUCUGAUCUAUUAGGUGAUAUUAGUAAUAUAGCAAAAACAAUUGGUGAUGAAGCUGAACGUAGUUCUUCACAACUUGAUAGAAUAACUGAUAAAGUUGAUCAUGCAAAUGAUAGAUUAAAAAAUAAUAAUAAGAGGAUUCAAAAAAUGUUAUAA
Dictyostelium discoideum AX4 is the source of this 1386-nucleotide messenger RNA. Its product is annotated as GRAM domain-containing protein. Gene Ontology annotation, molecular function: SNAP receptor activity. Lineage: Eukaryota; Evosea; Eumycetozoa; Dictyosteliales; Dictyosteliaceae. The coding region runs from base 1 to 1386 and encodes 461 amino acids. The record is from RefSeq and is a predicted model, not a curated record. The transcript is spliced from 3 exons. Gene Ontology annotation, biological process: membrane fusion. Gene Ontology annotation, cellular component: SNARE complex; vacuole; membrane.